GACGCUCAUGUUUCCCAUGAUUCAGAGAGACAAACAAAAAGCCCCUGGUCGCGUCUUGAUAUCAUUAAGUCAUAAAUAACUGUAAUAAUUAUUUUGAGACAUUUUUGAAACACAGUUGUUAUAGACCUGCGCAUUUUAAAUUCACUGUUUGACAUAAUCAGUGUGAAUGUAUUGAGCUGUUGUAAGGAUGUGUUCUCAUAGAGACCUCAGAGGAGCAUGCCACUGAUCCUGUUUGCCUUUGUGGUCCGGGUCAGGGAUGGACUCCCUCUCUCCGCCUCCACUGAUUUCCUGCAUGACAAGGAACUUCAGGAGAGAAAGCAACAGCUGAAAGUGAUCUCAAAAUCCCUAAGUUUAUUACCAGAGAGAGGGACAGUGAAGGGCCAUGAACUCAACAUUCACUUCCUCUCAUCCGAAGGCGUGUCCUACAUGACCGUAUGUGCAUGCAGUCUCCCUGCUGCCACGGCCUUCUGCUUCUUGGAAGACUUGCGCUGGGAAUUCACAGCAUGCUUUGACAACUCUGCAGUGACCCUGGCAAGCCGGCCGUACCCAUUUCUGGAGUUUGAUAGUGCCAUUCAAAAACUUCAGCAACAUUAUAACCAGAAAGGGGGUCCAUCUCUGGAGGUGACCCUGGCCGAGGUGCAGGAAGACCUCAGGAUCAGCCCCCCUCAGGUUCUCACCAUGGAGGACGUGGCGCUCACCAAUGGAGCAGCAAAUGGGCAUGUAGAACAAGCAGCUGCGUCAGGUCAAAGUCAGAGAUUGGAACCAAUCUCAGCACCAGGGAUCCUCUCACUGGUUCUUAACAUCAUGUGUGCUGCCCUCAACCUUAUACGUGGUGUUCAUCUUAUAGAAUACACCUUCCAGGAUGAUUAUGAUGGUUUGUGGAAUGUGGUGGCAUUUCUUUUGGCAUUUCUCUGCUGUGUUUGCCAGUGUCAUCUGUACUUGUUCCAUACCUGCCAGAAGAAAUUGAAAGCCUUCACUCUCUUGACUCUCAUCAUCUUAUGCAAUGCUUUUCUCUUUGGCCUGAGGAACAUCUGGCAGCUGGUCUUCCACAUGUCCGUGGCCUGCCUCUCCACGCUGCUAACCCUCCACCGCAAACUGCUGGACAAGAACAUGGACUGUGGAGUAUGAGGACUUCAGCUGUAGGGUGAGAUACCAGCAGAGGGGACAAGACUUUUUACUCAUCAACUGGUGGCUGGUGUAAACUGACAUUGAUUUUUGCUUUAGCUCUUGCUUUGAUCUAAUGUUAUGAUGUUUCUUUUGUAUUACAUGGAUAGUGAGUGCAAUGACUUUUUUACAGGGGUCUUCAAAUACACUGAUGCACAUCAAAAAUCAAGUUGUUAAUGACUUUGGGUGAAUGUAAUAUGGGGGAAUUGAUGAACAGACAUGAAGUAAGCAUUUUGCUGAUUCUGUUAAGUUAAUUUUAUUUAUUUGCUGCAAAAUAAGAAUACUUACCAUUGUUUAAGCUAAUUUAAUCCUAAUCUUUUUUUGUAGGAAUGGCUCAUUUUUUUUGUCAGUUUAAUUGACCCUUCGUCGGGAGUUUGAUUGACAGGCGAUCUAACCAAUCAUAACGCCGAAUCCGCCAUUUUGUCCGACAAAGCAGUGAGGGGAGUUAAUUGACCCUUCGUCGGGAGUUUGAUUGACAUGCAAUCUAACCAAUCAUAACGCAGAAUCUGCCAUUUUGUUCGACAAAGCAGUGAGGGGAGUUAGUAGAUUAACAUUGGUGGACUUGAAUUUGAAAAAUGAUGUGUACUGACGUCUUUCUGUGUUUGAAAUGUGGUUUAUUUGAUGAUAUAAAUUAACUAGUAAGAAGAGAUGAUCGGUUCAUGAGCAGCUUGAUCUGAGGCGCUACAGCGAUCUGUCACGACACAUUAAAGAGCCACAAAACGGUAUUUAUUGUUUAAAUUUCUUUAAAUUACAAAAUGUGAAAUUUGAGACUUUGUUUCAAAUCAAAAGUAACCUGCUCUGUCUUGUCUGUCGACGCGUUGUCAGUGUCUUCUUUGCUCCGCAAUGUAUUUUUCACUGCAUGAAAACGUGGCGAGAGAUCUGCUUGUCGGACAUAGCAACAGUAACUAUAGGAGGCGGGUCUUUGCGAAUGGUCAAUUGUUAUAAAACUGUAAAUUCUGGUGGUCUUCUUUCAAUAUCAGCCAUUUUAGGUUAUGAAGGAAAUUUGGUCAUUUAGCUAUUUCAAUCUUUUUAAGCUUAAACAUGAUAUUUUGUUUUUUAUUUUGGACAGUGACGGUUAGUUAUGGUUAUUUUUGUAUUGUAUUAGUACUAUAAUUUAUAGAAAAAGCACAUUCAUGUUGUUCAAUUAGUCUUAUGCCAUUUUUUCCACACAAGAUAAUUUUGUGUAGCCUUUCUAAAAUUUUCAUUCCAAAGACUAUAAAUCUAAAAUCAUUUCAACAAAUUAUCAUAAUACAGCAUUCAUAUAUCAAGUUGGCAAGAUGUAGAGAGGAAGAACAGGUGCUUAAAAAAUUUCAGGAACUUGCAACUCCACAUCUAUUUUCUUACCAAAAAAAAAAAAUAGUUUACUUUUUUUUUUUUGUCAGUAUACAUUUUACAGUUGAUUUAAAGAGUCUAGUUUACAUAUUAAUAUGUAAUUACUUUAUUUGCACUAUUAUUUUUCAUAAAAUAGACAAAAACCACUAUAACUUUUGUUUGUUUAUUUUGCAGCAGGCAGUAUUAUAAUUUGAUCAUGUUAAUCCUGAAUAAACUUAAUAAUGAGUUUAUUUUCAUCUUUUAUCAGUUCAAUAUGUUUGAAAUAAUAAGAAUAUCAUAUCAUCUUACGCUGACACAGAGUAUUAAGUUUGUACACUACAUUUCUGUUUAUUGCAAAUGUCAUGCACUUACUAUUAUUCCUCAAGCAAUCCACAUGGAAAAAUUUUAAUCAAAAGUAGUUUCCAGGCAAGUAAUAAGUGUAGACAUAAUUAUCUGAACGAUAAUCAAAUUCCUGAGUUUUUACAAGCAAGCUGCGCUUCUAAAUGUCAUUUUGCUGUGUAGUAGCAGCAGCUUGCAUGUAAAGUUUUUGUCAAGGAUAACAUUUAGUGCUGUGGUACGGUACAGUAUGUUCAUGUGUCAAUGCCUUAUUACAUUAUAUAAUUACAUCUAUCAAAACAGAGGAGUGAGAAUGUCUGUAUGAUCAUUUUAAAGUGUGUAAAUCUAAUACUAAUUGUAAUAAUAGUGAUGUAAGGGCUCUGUUUCUAUUGACUGAUUUUUAGGUGUUCUUUUCAGGGUAGCAUGACAAAGUAAAGCGACGUUCCGAUUUGUAAUUAUGGAUUCUUAAUUAUACAUUUUAAAAGAGCAUUUGAUUGAGGGUUGCUGAGAUCACAGCUCUCAGCCUUUUUAAUGGAUACAUAUUUACUCACUCCUCAUAUAAUACAUGAAGUAGUGUUUGUUGAAUCUAUGAGAUAUGUAUUUUUAUAAUAAUAGUUUUUCAUGUUGUAGAUGGAAUUAAUUGUUUAGCUGCACAAAUGAGAGAACCUGUAUUUAGAUGAAUUUGAUCUCAUGCAUUUGUGUCCCAUGUUUCUUUUAAAGCCUCUUGGUCAGUGAACUGUAAUUGUUGCUGGAGGUUAUUACUUGUAAAACUUAUUUACACUUAGCAUGAGACCAAUAUUUUCUUUCAUCAACCUACAUUGAUUCAGAUGAUGCAUACAUUUAAAACUUUUUUAAAUCAAGGACUGUGGCAAUUUUUGCCUUAUACCCUGCAAACACUUUUAGAUAGACUUUUAGAUAUUGUUUCACUGGAAAACUGCUCUUUUAACCUCUACCAACAUGAACCUCCAGCAACUACGAGUCCUCAAAAAUGUGAGCAGAUUUGUGUGCACUAUUCCCAUGUUGCAACUUGUUUGUUGCUAAAACGGAUUCAGACAUUUAAUAUAAAUCAGCAACUGAAUAUAUUAUAA
Ctenopharyngodon idella (grass carp) is the source of this 3899-nucleotide messenger RNA. It is a transcript of the gene sec22c, whose product is annotated as SEC22 homolog C, vesicle trafficking protein. Bases 217 to 1128 code for a protein of 303 amino acids. The record is from RefSeq and is a predicted model, not a curated record. The transcript is spliced from 7 exons. Gene Ontology annotation, biological process: endoplasmic reticulum to Golgi vesicle-mediated transport. Lineage: Eukaryota; Metazoa; Chordata; Actinopteri; Cypriniformes; Xenocyprididae.